UCUCCAUCCAAGUACAUCCUCAAGUCUCACAACCACCUUUCGUUUUUUCAUUCCAAAACACUAUCAGAGAAAGAAAAGAUGGUGCUUUCGAGCUCUUGGCUUCUUUCUCUAAAAGUUAUGUUUAUGUCGACUGGUGUGUUAACCGUAGCUUUGUUUUUCAAGGUUUCUGUUCCAUUGGUCAUGGAUUUUUCAGCCUCUAAAGCUCCGGUUCUUUGGAGCUCCUUCCUUUCUUGGCUCAGACCUCCAUAUCUUUACCUCAUAAUCAACUUUAUUAUCCUCGGUAUUGCCGCCUCGUCGCGCUUUUUUCAAAACCACGAAGUUCCAGCUGAAUCUCAUUCGCCGUCGCCGUCGGAUCGUACUGUUUACGAUGAGAUCAAGAUGAAGUCUGAGUAUGAUGGCGCGGUUUACGAUGAGAUUAAGAUGAAGUCUGAGUUUGGUGGAGCUGUUUACGAUGAGAUCAAGAUGAAAUCUGAGUUUGAUGGCGCAGUUUACGGGCAGCAUUUGCAGAGAGCAGAGGAGGAGAUUGAGGCUCCGGUUUUUGUGGAGAAGAGUGUUGUGGUUAGUGGUGCUGGUCCAGUGGAGGUAGGUCAUAGAGAUGAAACGUGGAAAUCGUUAGGAAUGACGGAGUCGUUGGAUAUUCCUACUGAGCUUGAAUCUUCAGUGGAGAAUGAGAAACCGCUUGUUUCUGCUCAUUUCGGUCGCCGGAAACCGAUUAAAGCCAGUCCUGAAGGUGGAAGGGCACUGAGGGUGACGAAGUCCAAACGGAACGAGACUAUGGAGAACACGUGGAAGGCGAUAACGGAGGGUCGAGCAAUGCCAUUGACGAGGCACUUGAAGAAAUUGGACACGUGGGAGAAUCACGACCGUCAGGUGAACGUGGAUCCAUCUCCAGUGAAGAAGUCGGAGACGUUCAAGGACAGGACCAACUACCAGUUGCCACUUUUGAGCAACAACAGCAACUCUCCGUCCUCGGGAGGGAAGCUGAGAAAAGAGCCGUCGUUGAGUCAGGAGGAGUUGAAUCGGCGAGUGGAAGCGUUCAUUAAGAAGUUUAACGAGGAGAUGCGGUUGCAGAGACAAGAGAGCUUGAAACAGUAUCAAGAAAUGAUUAAUCGUGGAGUAUAGUUUUAUGAAAAGAAGAAUAUGAAAAUGUUUGAAUUUAUUUCUUUACUCCAAUAGAUUGAAAGACAUGAAUAUGUUGGCUUAUAGGUUUUAAAUAUACAGAUGGGAUAUGAUUUCAUUUGGAAGUGUUGAGUGAUAAUAUUAAUUCUGUAAGUGAAGAAGAAAAUUAGUUGUUUUUAUUCAUAUGUAUGAAUGGGUUCACGUAUUAAAGUGUU
Messenger RNA from Mangifera indica (mango), 1334 nucleotides. RefSeq lists its product as uncharacterized. The coding region runs from base 79 to 1122 and encodes 347 amino acids. Lineage: Eukaryota; Viridiplantae; Streptophyta; Magnoliopsida; Sapindales; Anacardiaceae. The transcript is spliced from 2 exons. The record is from RefSeq and is a predicted model, not a curated record.